CUCCAUUUCCUCAGGUAGAACAUUAGUCUACCAGCGACGCAUUACUGCCAUACCUUCCGCCCCUCAUCUACAGGAUCUCACCAUGCCUUCUGCAAGCCGUAGGCAGGUAGUCUCUCCUCUACCUCCUCCACCACGCACCCUAUAUGCCCUCGGUCUGGAAGGCUCGGCCAACAAGCUCGGUUGCGGCAUCACCUCGCACGCACCAGACGGCUCCGUCUCCAUACUGUCCAAUGUCCGGCACACCUAUGUCACUCCUCCCGGGCAUGGUUUCCAGCCAGGAGACACAUCAAGACAUCACCGACAGUGGAUCCUGCAGGUAGUGGGCGAGGCAGUGAGGAGGAGUGGGAAGACACUGGAGGAGUGCGACUGCAUCUGUUUCACUAAAGGUCCUGGGAUGGGCGCUCCACUUGCGAGCGUGGCACUUGUAGCUCGCACCCUGAGCAUGCAGUACAAUGUUCCACUCGUGCCCGUGAAUCAUUGUGUCGGCCACAUUGAAAUGGGUCGCACCAUCACCGGCGCGCAGAACCCCGUAGUGCUGUACGUCUCGGGAGGCAAUACUCAGGUUAUUGCAUAUUCGGCGCAGCGCUAUCGCAUCUUUGGCGAGACGCUGGACAUCGCCGUAGGGAAUUGUCUGGACCGCUUUGCCCGAGUCAUCGGGCUGAGUAAUGACCCUUCACCGGGAUAUAACAUCGAGCGAGAGGCCAAGAAGGGCAAGUACCUCCUCCCACUGCCGUACGCUACAAAGGGAAUGGACGUAGCCCUGGGUGGUAUUCUGGCUUCUGUAGAGGCGUACACGAGGGACAAGCGGUUCAAGCCCAAUCCGGGUAGCAAGAUUCCGGCUUUCGGAACGGGAGAUGCUAGUGGUAGUACAGAGGAUUGGGGCAAGAUGGCCAAUGGCGAAACCUGGUCUGGCGAUGGUAGGCACGUCGGUCGACCUCUAGGACAAGACGGGACUGAAGUCGAGGAAGAGGACGAGGAGGGGGAGAACCCUAAUGAUCCACUUGCCCGCACGGCGGCACAAGUUGAUGAGAUCACACCUGCGGACUUGUGCUUCUCCCUGCAAGAACACGUCUUCUCUAUGCUCGUUGAGAUUACAGAGAGGGCAAUGGCUCACAUUGGAUCCAAGGAGGUGCUCAUCGUGGGAGGUGUGGGAGCAAACAAUAGGUUGCAGAAGAUGAUGGGUGUUAUGGCUGAAGAACGAGGAGGCAAAGUCUUCGCUACAGAUGAGAGGUUCUGCAUCGACAAUGGCAUCAUGAUCGCCCACGCCGGUCUUCUUUCCUUCCGCAUGGGACACACGAUCCCUCUGGAGAAGAGUACCGUCACUCAGCGCUUCAGGACAGAUGCUCCCUUUAUCAGUUGGAGAGCUUGAGAGUGUCCACUUACCCUUGUUGUUGCAAUCUGUAUAUUAGUCUUGAUGCGCUCGAGGGGGGCGACGGUCGACCGUGCCUUUCCCUCUCCCGCAAUAUUGUACAUCUGUCCCCGAAGUGACCCGCGAUAAGCCUCCGCCCGUACGAUGCACGUCGCUCUAAAUGCGUCUCCUUCCUCAGUCCUCGACGACCUUGACCUGCUCCACUCCAUCGGGCUGCGCAUGAACGAUGGCUGCCACGUCCUCCCCUAGCCCCUUCACCUCCGGGUCAUCC
Molecule: messenger RNA, 1640 nt
Organism: Microstroma glucosiphilum
Lineage: Eukaryota; Fungi; Basidiomycota; Exobasidiomycetes; Microstromatales; Microstromataceae
Product: peptidase M22 glycoprotease
Exons: 3
Coding region: 83-1369 (428 amino acids)
Biological process (GO): tRNA threonylcarbamoyladenosine modification
Cellular component (GO): cytoplasm; EKC/KEOPS complex
Source: RefSeq, a predicted model, not a curated record